UUCUGGUUAUUAACGAUCAGGAAAUGAUGGUCUCCAGGAUGCGAGCGGUAUCAUGCCGGCGGAUGGCAACGCUGGAAUGGACUUCAAUCCCGACCCGGACUCGGAACACGCCAUUGAUGUUGUUCAAAACACCAAGUUUGCCAAGAUCUCUAGUGAUCCUUGUGGUAUUGCGGCCCAAGUCAAAAUUCGCGUGAAUAUUGCUGAUUUAUUUGCAGUCAAACGAUCCAGUAAAAGGAGACGGAAGAUGAGUCGCCGUCAACGUCGCAGGAGGCGUCUUCGCAAGCGUCGCAGGAAGAUCAAGAAGGCUCGCAAGGCUUACAAGAAGGCACUUAAAAAGGCACAAAAGGCCAGGAAGAAGCUUUUUCGCGCUGAUCCCAGGGAAAGACUCAAGGCCCGUCUGAAGAUUCACCAGCUGAGAAUGCGCAUGACCGGGCGAGCGGGCCAGCAGCAGCAGCAGGUUUUCCGACGCGGAGGGCGGCUUUUUCGGCGCCCCGCGAGUGGCGGGUUCUUCCGCCGCGGCGGCCGACUGUACAGAGGACGCCCGAUCCGACGCAUCAUCCGGCGGCGUCCCACGCGCAGGAUCAUCAAGCGAGUCAAGUUGAUGAGAAGGCGACUCAACAAGAUGCAAUUGGCGAGACGAGGAGCAAAUCGAAGGAAGAUCAAAAUCCGAAUCCCAUCUGCUGCCUUCGGGGGUCUCAACAAGCAUAUUUUGCUCAACAAUGAGCAGCAGAGAAGCUUCCAGAGACGCAAUAGAUUCCGUGGGAAAUUGUGGCUGAAACCGAAGGUGAAGGCGAGACAACUCAUCAGAACUGGGCACCCGCCGAAGCGACCCAACUACAGAUAUUUCCAGGUUCAGGUUCCCAAACCUGCUGCCCCUAGAAGAAAACAGGCGCUGGUCCGAAAACCGGCGCGGGUCCGAAAACCGGCGCUGGUCCGGAAACCGGCGCUGAUCCGAAAACCGGCGCCGGUCCGAAAACCGGCGCUGGUCCGAAAACCGGCGCCGGUCCGAAAACCGGCGCCGGUCCGAAAACCGGCGCUGGUCCGAAAACCGGCCCCUGUUGUCAAACCAAAGCCUCCAGCGCCAACAACAACAACGACGCCGAAACCCGACCAUCACAUGGUUGUGAGACUAGAGCUGCCAUCUGACGUCGCAGAGGCAGUUGAGAGCGCCAAGAAGUUUGAAACGUUCAAAAAGAAAUACGGCGGCUUGUUGCGAUGA
Molecule: messenger RNA, 1219 nt
Organism: Notodromas monacha
Lineage: Eukaryota; Metazoa; Arthropoda; Ostracoda; Podocopida; Cyprididae
Source: the annotation of a GenBank genome assembly